AACAGUCUAACUUAAAAUCAGUCUAGUGGAGAAGAGCACCGGUCAUCCGUCAUUUCACUGUAGACUUGUCCCUUAGCUUUUCUCCUGGUUUGGAUGGUCGAAUUUCUUGUCGAGAUUCGGAAGUUUUAUAAAAGGAGCGGAAAUGGCAACGUUUGCCGCUCUGUUUGUCCUCGCUCUUGUCGGCUCAGCUACGGCCGCAGAGACCCAGGAGUCCUUCAGAAACUGGGUUUAUAAUGUGUAUGACAUUGGAAUCAGUGCGCAUAUGGCCGCAGAAGUGGAAGCUACUUGGAAUUAUGAAACUAACAUCACAGACCACAACCAACAAAUUAUGGUGGCUGCAUCUUCCCGAACCGCCAACUAUUCACAGUCUAUGUCGCAGUAUAUGAAAAGCACAUUCCAUGAUGUAAAUCUGGAUGAUCCUCUACUGCAGCGUUUCUAUCGGAAAUUAGCGAUGAUCGGGGACGCGGCACUGUCCGCUGAGCAGUAUGACGAGCUGGCACGGUUGAAGGCAAACAUGAGCCAGAUAUACUCCACGGCCAAAGUUUGUCGAUCGCCUCAUACGCCGCUUGCCCGUUGUAAACCAGAAGAACUUCUGGAUCUCGAACCGGGUAUUACUCGAGAAUUCGACAAUCCAGACACACCGGAACCUAUACUGGCUCAUCUGUGGAAUGAAUGGCGAGAGCAAAGCGGCAAAAAAAUGCGGGACCAGUUUAUACGCUAUGUGGAACUUAAAAACGAAGCCGCUUGGCUUAAUGGCUUUGAUAGCAAUAACGGCUUGGUCUGGAGAGCACCCUACGUCGAACCACAGUUUGGUUAUACUGAUGCAGAUUUCGUCAACGACGUCAAACGCCUGUACGAUGAAGUCAAGCCCUUGUAUCAACAGCUCCACGCCUACGUCCGAUCCAAGCUCGCGCAGAAGCACGGACCAAUACGAUCUUUAAAUGAUCCAUUGGGACCCAUUCCGGCGCAUCUUUUAGGUAACAUGUGGGCACAAUCUUGGUUGGGUACCCUUGGCUUUACGCAACUGUAUCCGGAACUGCCUAAACUCGACGUCACCCAGGAGAUGAAGCGCCAGAAUUAUACUGCUAUCAGAAUGUUUGACAUCUCCGAAAAGUUUUUCACGGACCUUAACCUGAUACCAAUGCCUCCUUCAUUCUGGCACGAUUCAAUGAUUGAAAAGCCUGCAGACGGGCGCGACGUAACUUGUCAUGCUUCGGCUUGGGAUUUCUACAAUGCCAUAGAUUUCCGAAUUAAGCAGUGCACUGAUAUUACGAUGCAGGAUCUUUUCACUGUUCACCAUGAAAUGGGCCAUGUCGAAUACUUCCUGCAGUACAAGCAUCAGCUUGUGACUUUCCGCGAUGGGGCCAACGAUGGGUUUCACGAAGCCAUUGGAGAUGUUUUAGCACUAAGUGUGUCCACUCCUGACCACUUGAAAAAGAUUGGACUUCUGGCUGGCGACACCACGAGCGCUAACCGAAUGGAAAACGAUCUCAACUUCCAGUUCUCUACGGCUUUGGAAAAGAUAGCCUUUCUACCUUUCGGGCUCAUGCUUGACAUGUAUCGGUAUGAUGUUUUUGCCGGUAUCAUUAGGCCGGAAGAACUCAACGCCAAGUGGUGGGAAUACGUUGUCAAGUACCAAGGUAUUUGCGCGCCAAGUCAACCGCGAGGCGAAGAGUACUUUGACGCUGGCGCUAAAUUCCAUGUUCCUGCUGACGUCCCGUACAUGAGAUACUUCGUCAGUUUUAUUAUCCAGUUCCAGUUCCACAAAGCCUUGUGCGCAAAAGCUGGUCACACUGGGCCUUUGUACACUUGCGAUAUUGAUGGCAGUAAAGAGGCCGGAAAAGCAAUGGCUGAUGCUUUGAAACUGGGAUCGACACAGCCAUGGCAGGAAGCUAUGCGCGUACUGACCGGCAACACCACUAUGGAUGCGCGGCCGCUUCUGGAAUUUUUCGAGCCUCUUUACAAGAAGCUCCAGGAACUGAAUAGGAAUAACCACAUUGGAUGGACAAAUCAGCCAUUCUGCGAGAGCCGCGUAUCUGACUCCUUCAAAGCCUACGUGUAUACUGACUACAAUCCACGGGCGCAAAACGUGACCUUUGCAUCGGUUGAGGCAUCGUGGAAUUACAAUACCAACAUCACGGAGUACAACAGAGAAAUCAUGAACGCUAAAGCUGCAGCGAGUGCAAAAUUCGACCAAGACGAAGCGCGAAGAAUCAAGCGAGAAUUUUCCAACAUUACCCAAAUAGGAGAUUUCACCAGCAAGCGGCUUUAUGACAAAUUGACCAAACUUGGUGAUGCCGGUCUACCGAGCGAAAAGUUCACCGAACUUCAGUAUCUCGGAACUAACAUGACGGAGAUCUAUUCGACCGCAAUGGUCUGCCGCAACCAGAGCAUUACCAAUAUCGCAGCGUGCCCUAGAGAGCAACUGAUGGCUCUGGAACCCCACAUCACCCAUGAGCUGUCGACAAAUCGUGAUCCAGAUUUUCUUCUGUACUUGUGGAAGGCCUGGAGAGAUGCCAGUGGCAAGAAAAUGCGCAGGUUCUACGAACGAUAUGUUGCCCUUAAGAACGAAGCCGCCCUAUUGGAUGGAUACGCUAAUAAUGCUGAAGCCUGGAGGUCACCUUAUGUCGAGCCCACUUUGAAUUACAAUGAUACCAAGUUCUUGGAAGACAUUGAUCGUGUCUGGAGACAACUGGAACCAUUAUAUAAAACUCUGCAUACGUUUGUGCGUCGCAAGCUAAUGCAGCAGUAUCCUACGGCUAAAAUUAAUCCCCGCGGUCCUAUUCCCGCCCAUCUGUUAGGUAAUAUGUGGGCGCAAACAUGGGGUGCUAUCCAAAACUUUACCCAACUGUACCCCAACAAAGAGCCACUGGAUGUCACCCAAGCAAUGGUUGACCAAGGCUACACUCCUCGCUAUAUGUUCAAUGUAUCCGACAAAUUCUUCACCGAUUUGGGCUUGGAACCCAUGCCUCAAAGAUUCUGGGAUUACUCUAUGCUAGAGAAGCCAGAAGAUCGCUUGGUGACCUGUCACGCGUCGGCUUGGGAUUUCUACAAUCAACAGGAUUUCCGCAUAAAACAGUGUACUGCCGUUACAAUGGACGAUUUUAUCACCGUACACCACGAAAUGGGACAUGUUGAAUACUACCUACAGUACAAGCAUCUCCCAGUUCCAUUCCGUCGAGGAGCCAAUGACGGCUUCCACGAAGCCGUUGGUGAUGUCUUGUCACUGAGUGUUUCCACACCGGCACAUUUGAAGAAGAUCGGUCUGCUUCCCCCCAACACUCCAACGAAUGAUAACCAGCUGGAUCUAAAUUUCAUGUACUCCACUGCUUUGGAAAAAAUUGCAUUCUUGCCAUUCGGUUUGAUGAUGGAUAUGUAUCGCUACGACAUCUUUAGCGGCAAAAUCCCACCAGCGGAAUAUAAUAUGAAGUGGUGGGACUACCGGCUGAAAUACCAAGGAGUCUGUGCCCCUGUGAAUCGAUCGGAGGAUGACUUCGAUCCUGGUGCAAAAUAUCACAUUCCCGCGGAUGUCCCUUACAUGCGGUAUUUCGUGAGCUUUGUCAUCCAGUUCCAGUUCCACAAAGCACUCUGUGCUGCUGCUAACCAUACGGGACCGCUUUAUCAGUGCGAUAUCGACGGUAGCAAAAAUGCCGGCAAACUUUUGGGGGAUGCGUUGAAGAUGGGCUCGUCUAUGCCGUGGCAGGACGUUAUGGAAACAAUUACCGGAGGCAGAGAAAUGGAUGCCAGACCACUCAUCGAGUUCUUCGAACCCUUGACCCGGCACUUACAGGCCAUCAACGAUGCCAACCACGACCAAGAUGGGUGGAGCGAAGACCCGAUAUGCGUACCAUUUGAUGGGACACUUCCCACAAAACAAACCACCGCUUCACUGCAUACGACGACCUUCCGGCCUCCCGUCACUGCCGCUCCAGGGGAGAUUCCGUCUUAUCUGGUUAAUCCGCUGAAUAUCACGUGCCGCCUGGGACGGGUAGCGUUUCCGGAACCCGAUUUGGAUCUGGUGGACGCAAUGACGACCGUGUUCGACGGCGACAACACGCUCUACUGCCGCGUGAUACUCCACGAUCUGCAUUCGUGGAUUGUCGCAAAAACCGGCGAAACAAGACAGAAACGAGCGUCCUUUUACGAGCCCAUUAAAGUAGAGUGUACCCGGGGAAAUCUUACCGUGUCCAGUGUAGACCCCGGCACAACGGAAUCAACCGGUUUGGUCUUCCGCACCGGCGCUUCUAAAAGAUGUAUUGAGACUUAUAGAGAAUUUUUGGAUUACAUGACAGGCUUUAAAGAUGAUCGGGUUGUCUAGUCUGUCAAUAUAAUCGUGUGCUUCCCACUGUUCGGUGCUUUCAGAUUGAUGGUAUCGGAAGUUUUUGCUUGCUUGUUACCACGAAGUAAAUAAUCGUAAACGACAGUGG
This is a messenger RNA of Paramacrobiotus metropolitanus, 4427 nucleotides long. Its product is annotated as angiotensin-converting enzyme-like. Bases 143 to 4318 code for a protein of 1391 amino acids. Gene Ontology annotation, cellular component: plasma membrane. The transcript is spliced from 25 exons. Gene Ontology annotation, molecular function: metallopeptidase activity; peptidyl-dipeptidase activity. Lineage: Eukaryota; Metazoa; Tardigrada; Eutardigrada; Parachela; Macrobiotidae. The record is from RefSeq and is a predicted model, not a curated record. Gene Ontology annotation, biological process: proteolysis.